Haplochromis burtoni (Burton's mouthbrooder) is the source of this 1246-nucleotide messenger RNA. RefSeq names its product E3 ubiquitin/ISG15 ligase TRIM25-like. The transcript has 2 exons. Bases 15 to 833 code for a protein of 272 amino acids. The record is from RefSeq and is a predicted model, not a curated record. NCBI's taxonomy places the organism in Eukaryota, Metazoa, Chordata, Actinopteri, Cichliformes, Cichlidae. Gene Ontology annotation, molecular function: zinc ion binding.
UUUGUGCGGGAAAAAUGGCUCACAGUAAGGACCUGUUUGAGUGCUCCAUCUGUACACAGUUACUGAAUGAUCCAGUGACUACUACCUGCGGACACAGCUUCUGUGUGAAAUGCAUCUAUACCUACUGGGAUACCAAAAGAAACAGAAGGAGAACGUAUAGCUGCCCUCUGUGCAGAGAGACUUUCAAUGAGAGACCUGUUCUUAAGAGGAACACCAUCCUGGCUAACUUGGUAGAGGAGUUUAAGAAGAAGGCAAGCAGCCAGGGUGCUGCUGCACCUGGGGAUGCGCAGUGUGACAUUUGCACGGAGAGAAAACGUAAAGCUUGCCUGUUCUGUCAGGUGUGUUUGGCCUCUUACUGCCAGACUCAUCUGGAACCUCAUUUUAUUGUACCGCCUCUUAAAAAACACAGACUGAUCACAGCUUCUAUAAAUAUCAAAGAAAGCAUCUGUUUCCGUCAUGACAAACUUCAGGAGCUUUACUGCCGCACCGAUCGGCAGUUCCUGUGCCUCAUGUGUGCGGUGGAUGAACACAAAGACCACGACAUUAUAUUAGCUGAAACAAAAAGGCAAGAAUUGCAGAGCCAUCUGGAAAAGACCAAAGAGAAAAUUGCAGAAAGAGUGGUGAUUUCAGAGAAGUUGAUGGAUGCUGCUCGCUCCAUACGAGUAAGGAUUUUUCUUUUAUGCCUUGUUUUCUUUAUUGUUAGAUCUUGUUAUAAGGCGGCGUCUACACUAAUCCGGAUAAAUCUGCAAACGGCGUUGUCGUCUAAAAACGCUCCGCGUCCGAACUAUCGUUUUCUACGCUACGUUCAUGUAUUGCGCAUGCGUGAAACGUAAGACGAUUCGACCUGCGUCAUUUCUGUCUGCCGUUUAUUUACUUUCCGGUUGUUGUGCCAAAAACUGAUUUCCAAUGUUUCCGUGGGUUUUUAUGUGUAAUAUCGUUACGUAUGUUGCUAGAUAGACCUUGGAGAACAGGUAUUACAUAAGGGUUAUAUAUAAAAUUAAAAAAUUACAUGUUUCUCAUAAAUCUUUGUAACUGUGUCAUUGUACUUAUAUUAUAAUCCAUCGGCUCCUUUUUGUCCACUUAAAUAUGUUUACAGAACUAUUUUUGCAUUUGUUGCAAUUUCAGCUGUCCUCUUGGCCAGAUUACUCUUAAAGGAGACAUUUUUAAAGUCAACAAGAAAUUUUUUAACUGCAUAAAGAAAGAAUAAAUAAAGUCACUGUCAAAAACUGAUUGGGGCUUCUACCUU